AUGAGCGACAACGACAACGAUCGAGAGAUGCCUAGCGAGGAAGAGCGCGAGUUCGAGGAGAACUGGCCGGUGUUCCGGGCGACCGUUCUUCCGGGGAUGAUCAAGGCUAUGCAUGAGAGGUCUGCCAGGACCAACGCUCGCUUUGCUGCUCUCAGAGCGGCGAGGGAAUCCUCUUUGCAGCCGAUCGAGGCGUUCGACACGAUGAACGUCUUCAACAAUGAGGUGCGCCGUGCGAGGUCCGCCACGACACGGAGGCCGCCUACAAAGCUCUUGGGGAAGAGGAAGUCCCCCGACGUCGACGAGGACUCAGAGCCGAUUGAUUCAGCUGACAACCACAGCGCUGCCAAACGCGAAUUACACUCGUCCCCCGAGCCCAUUGAUGCAGUAGGCAGUCGCUCGGGCAAGACGGCCACGACGCGCCACAGUGGCGACAAGGCCCCACGCGGUAACAACUCCGACCGCCACGCGCCCGUCGCGAAAAAGCCGAAGCUCGCCAUCGAACUACCGCCUGCAUCGACUUCCCGUCUGCCUUCGGCGUACACCGACUCGGACACAGAAGAAGAAAGCUCAUGCGACGAAGCACAGGCGCGCGAGCCCGUGCCUCGCUCAUCGUCGCCGCCGGCGGAACAACGGUCGUCGUCGCCCAUCGUGACGGCAUCAUCGAGCGUUACCCGCCCACCUGCGCUCAAGAAAGGGAAGGUUGCAGUCCCCUCUUCGCCUGCGGAGGAUGUAUCCACAUGGACGCCCGCCCCUCGCCGUACUGCUCGCAAGGGAACCGACUUGGCGAACGCCAGUACGAUCACUACGCCUGGCGCGCUUUCCAGCGUACAGCGCGCGGCGUCGGGCGAUGUGUACAGGAAGCCGCCGCCUCCGCCGCUCGGCAUGCGUCCGAUUGCUGAUAAGGGGAAGAGCAAGAUGGCACCGCUUCCCCCGCCUCCGCCGCGACCCGCUGUGAAGAAGGCUGAGACGGCGCCUGCCCUCACCGGUAAGGACAAGGCGUCGGGAUCGAAGGGUGUCAAGAAUCCCCCGUUAGUGUUGCCCACGAUGAAGAAGGCCGCUAGUACACCCGUCGCUAGUGUUUCGACGUCCAAGUCCGCAUCGGCGCGGCCCACGGCGAAGAAGGCCGCUAGCACUCCUGCCACUAGUGCUUCGACGUCCAAACCCGCACCUGCGGCGGCGGCGAAGAAGAAGGCGCCUGCGAAGAAGAACGCAAAGGAGAAGCCGCCGAGGUUGGUGCCGAAGGAGUAUGCGCGGUGGCUCAUCGAGAACCGGGAGACGAAGUGCAGGAAAUGCCCGGAGAAGGAUAAGCAUCUGAAGGGAAAGCGCAUUCUGUUUAUCAGUAUAGACUUCACGACGGCGACUGAGGGAACCAGGAAUAAGAUGCGCCUUCUUCUCGAGUACGGUGCAGAGCUUCUUCCUGAAUGGAACAAGGACUAUCAGCCCAACGUGAUCAUAACCGACUGUAGGAACGCGAACCAGUUCGUAGAGCAGGCCGGCAUCAAGUCUUUGGACGAGAUCCCCGAGGAGCUGCCCAUCGUCACCUGGGAAUGGACGUUCAGGACUCAUAGGCCGCAUAUGGACUUCCCGGCGUUCGACGAGCGGAUCCCGAUGAUACCAGGUCUCACCAAGGAGAGGAUUGCGGAGCUUGACGCGAAGCCGAAGAAGACGCGCGAAGAGAUUCGGCGUAUGCUUGGGUAUGAUUCGAACUCGUCGCGGGAGUCUUCGCCGGAGCCCGAUCAUCCUCCGUCUUUCCAGUUCCUACCGAAGGAGCCGAUUAAGCCGGUUGCUCCAGUUGCGCCACUUGUGCCGGCUGGCUCGGACCCGCUUGCAGAGUUCUACGAGCAGGCGCGCACGGAGCGAAAUGCCGAAGAAGAGUCGCCCAAUGGAGAAGGCGGUGGUUCUCGCGCGAUGGUUCGCCAUGGAAGCGACGGCAAGGAGCUCAAGGGCUUCUUGUGCGACGGUGCUAGCAAGCCGCAGGAGAACUGUCCGAAUCAGGACGUGAUCGACAAGCUCGUCGAGCUUCAGGGCCUGCACGAGGCUAAGCCCACAGAAGACGACAAAUGGCGCGCGUUCUCAUUGAGCAAAACUAUCCGUGCGCUGAAGGAGUAUCCAACGCGCCUGAAGUCCGAGGAGGAGGCGAAGAAGAUUGUAGGUGUGGGUGUGAAGACAGCGCAGAAGAUCAUGGAGGUGAUCAGGACGGGCAACCUGAGGCGCAUCAAGCACGAGCGCACGGAGGAUAUCGUUGUGGCGCAGCUCUUCCAAGGCAUCUAUGGCGUUGGACCCGCCAAGGCGCGCGAGUGGUAUCUCAUGGGCGCGCGUACGCUCGACGAUCUUCGAGAGGGCAAGUUUGGCAUAAAGUUGAGCGAUGCGCAAAAGAUCGGUCUGCAGUAUUACGAUGACAUCAAUACGCGUAUGCCUCGUAAGGAGGCUGGCGAGAUCUUUGACGCUAUCAAACGUAUUGUCUGGAGAAUUGACUCGCAGAUUGUGAUCGAGAUCAUGGGCAGCUACCGUCGCGGCAAGGAGACGUGUGGCGACAUCGACGUCUUCAUCACUCGGCCGAAGGACGAUGGUUGGACGCACGCGGGCAUCCUCCCUCGCGUAUUCGAGAAGUUACACGCCGCAGGUAUCUUGACUGAGGAUCUGUCGAUGCCAGAGGAUCCCGAUGCUUUGGAGUGCUGCUAUCGUGGACUCUGCGUGCUCCCGGGAGGCAAAGGCGUGCGUAGGCGUAUCGACAUUCUCGCCGUGCCAUGGGAGAGCCGAGGUGCCGCAUUGAUCUACUACACGGGCGACGAUAUCUUCAAUCGAAGCCUGAGGUUGAAGGCGGGCAAGAUGGGCUACUCGCUCAAUCAGCGCGGGCUUUUCGCUGGUGUCGUGCGCGAUGCAGAUAGGGUCAAGACGAACAAGGGCACGAUGAUAGCGGGCGCGUCGGAGCGCGAGAUAUUCGAGAUAUUGGGUGUACCGUGGCAGGAGCCCUGGCAACGUGUACGCAACUGA
Molecule: messenger RNA, 2994 nt
Organism: Peniophora sp. CBMAI 1063
Lineage: Eukaryota; Fungi; Basidiomycota; Agaricomycetes; Russulales; Peniophoraceae
Source: the annotation of a GenBank genome assembly